UAUUGUGCCAACUUCAUGUGGGGCCUCAUAGCCCAAGGGGUCCACUGCUCAGACUGUGGGCUGAACGUACACAAACAGUGUUCCAAGCUGGUGCCCAGCGACUGUCAGCCAGACCUGCGCAGGAUUAAGAAGGUGUUCAGCUGUGACCUCACUACCCUGGUCAAGGCCCACAACACCACACGGCCCAUGGUGGUGGACAUGUGUAUCAAGGAGAUAGAACUACGAGGUCUGCAGUCUGAGGGCCUCUACAGAGUGUCUGGCUUCUCAGAACACAUUGAGGACGUGAGGCUCGCCUUUGACCGAGAUGGCGAGAAGGCAGACAUCAGUGCCAAUGUGUACAACGACAUCAACAUCAUCGCUGGAGCUCUGAAGCUCUAUCUGAGAGACCUGCCCAUUCCAGUCAUCACAUUCCACGUGUACUCCAAAUUCAUACAAGCUGCAAAAAUGCCCAACCCAGACACCAGACUGGAGGCCAUCCAUGAGGGACUGCUGCUGCUCCCACCAGCCCACUACGAGACCCUACGCUACCUGAUGAUGCAUCUCAAGAAGGUCACCAUGUUUGAAAAGGACAAUUUCAUGAAUUCUGAGAACCUGGGGAUUGUGUUUGGUCCGACGUUAAUGCAGCCGCCUGAACAGAACGCCCUGGCCACUCUGAACGACAUGAGGCAUCAGAAACUCAUCAUACAGCUCCUGAUAGAGCAUGAAGACGUCUUGUUUUGAAGGACUGGAGCCCUGUCUGUUGCUGGGCAGGAUGGGCUGGAGCCCUGUCUGUUGCUGGGCAGGAUGGGCUGGAGCCCUGUCUGUUGCUGGGCAGGAUGGGCUGGAGCCCUGUCUGUUGCUGGGCAGGAUGGGCUGGAGCCCUGUCUGUUGCUGGGCAGGAUGGGCUGGAGCCCUGUCUGUUGCUGGGCAGGAUGGGCUGGAGCCCUGUCUGUUGCUGGGCAGGAUGGGCUGGAGCCCUGUCUGUUGCUGGGCAGGAUGGGCUGGAGCCCUGUCUGUUGCUGGGCAGGAUGGGCUGGAGCCCUGUCUGUUGCUGGGCAGGAUGGGCUGGAGCCCUGUCUGUUGCUGGGCAGGAUGGGCUGGAGCCCUGUCUGUUGCUGGGCAGGAUGGGCUGGAGCCCUGUCUGUUGCUGGGCAGGAUGGGCUGGAGCCCUGUCUGUUGCUGGGCAGGAAUAGGAUGUUUGAUUUAUUCCAUACCAGAGGAAUCUCAAGCCAUCAUGUCUGUCAUCAUAUGAAGUGUCAAAAUUCCCAAAUGUUUCUAUUGUGGUCAGAUUUGAGCUUCCAUUACUUCUCUCCCAUAAGCAUGAGUGUUGGAGUUGAGUCUGUGGUACGUCAGUCAGACAUCAUGUCUUGUUACAGUAAGGUCAAAGGUUGUCACAUCCUGCCAUAUUCUCCUUAAGAGGAACAAGGUACUGGAUACGUCUCAAAUGGCACCCUAUUUUCAUUACUUCUGAACAGGCCCCAUAGGGCUCUGGUUAACAGUAGUGUACACUAUAUAGUGAGUAGGGUGCCAUUUUAGAAAAAGCCAUUGAUUCCAACAUUUCCACACACCUUUCAUGGCGUCAAGUAGCCUAGCGGUAAGUGUUGGGCCAGUAAUCGAAGGUUGCUGGUUUGAAUACCCGAGCCGACAAGGUUAAAAAUCAGUCAAUGUGCCUUUGAGCAAGGCACUUAACCCUAAUUUGCUCCAGGGUCGCUGUACUACCAUGGCUGACCCUGUAAAACAACACAUUUCACUGCCCCUUUCCAGUGUCUGUGACAAUAAAAACGUUUGUUUUUAUGUUUCCAUAAAUCCAGCAUCAUCACACUAACACAUUCUUCUUGGUUGAUGUCUGUCUGUAUAGUGAUUGUCUGCUCAAGUGUGUUCGUUGUGUGCUUCUUGGUCAAUGAGUCUCAUGACUCAGUAACUGUGUGAUCCUGUAGGGUGAGAUAUGGAUGGAUGGUCUAUGUAUGAAGCACUGUGCUGAUCAAUUUAUUUUGUGAAGAUUUCUUUGUUUUCAGCAUCAUGUGCUUUUUUUCCCCCUGAAACUGAUAGGUUGUCAAGGAUCUGCGAUGUGUUCCAUUGUCAAAAUACAACAAAACCCUAAAGGAAUUGGUAAACAGAGUAGGUUAAACUUGUAAGGAAAUGCUUAGAAACCUAUUUUGAGUGGCACGGUUGAAGUUCCAUCUGCGACUGUUUGCUGGUACUAUAAAAAUAGGCUGAGUUAUAGUGUAUGGUUUGGUUUGGGUGAAAUGUGUGUGAGCCUAAAUGUUUACAGAACUUUUGAAUCAAACUUCUCAUUCUUUUAAAUUGACACAUGGAAUUAGUAAAGUAAUUAAUACAAUAUAUAUGUUAAUAUUCAUACUUUAGUGGAAUACCAUUGGGUAAUAUAUGUAUAUACAUAUACACACACUGAACAAAAAUAUUAACGCAGCAUACAACAAUUUCAACAGAAUUUACUGAGUUACAGUGCAAAUAAGGAAAUCAGUCGCAAUAACUGAAUUAGGCCCUUAUCUAUGGAUUUCAUAAGACUGGGUGGGCCUAAAUCCUCCCAGGCCUACCCAUGGGUGCUCCCCUGCCCAAUCAGAAUUAGUUUUUUUCCACACACAAGGGCUUUAUUACAGACAGCUGUCCGGGUGGCUGGUCUCAGACGAUCCCGCAGGUAAAGAAGCCGGAUGUGGAGGUCCUGGGCUGGCGCGGUUACACGUGGUUGUGAGGCCAGUUGGACAUACUGCCAAAUUCUAUAAAAUUAUGCCUGCUUAUGGUAGAGAAAUGAACAUUCAAUUCUCUGGUGGACAUUCCUGCAGUCAGCUUGCCAAUUGCACGCUCCCUCAAAACCUGCGACAUCUGUGGCAUUGUGUUGUGACAAAACUGCACAUUUUAGAGUGAACUUUUAUAGUCCCCAGCACAAGGUGCACCUGUGUAAUGAUCAUGCUGUUUAACCAGCUUCUUGAUAUGCCACACCUGUCUGGUGGUUGGAUUACCCUGGCAAAGGAAAAAUACUCACAGGGAUGUAAAUAAAUGUGUGCACAACAUUUUAGAUAAAUAAGCUUUUUGUCUGUAUGGAACAUUUCUGGGAUCUUAUUUCAGCUCAUGAAACCAACACUUUACAUGUUGCGUUUAUAUUUGUGUUCAGUAAUAGCUACUCGUAGACUGCCAAACAUCUAGUAUGGGUAAGGACUAGACCUCGUAGUGUUCUGCCACUAUUUGACACAUACUAAAGUCAGGAAACAUAAAGUGUAAAUGUUCAGACUAUAAAACUGCCUGGAGCAGCUAUAGGUGUUGUGGAGCUCGCCUUCUCCAAAUAACGUCAUGGCGACAGAGUUUACACAUUCUCUGUUUUCCAUUAUUGAUAAUAAUUGAAAUCCUUUCUACGAAUCCAUUUUAUUAAAAGUAUUUUUGUGAUGGGUGCAAUUAAGAUUGUAAUUGAUCAAAUGCUGAUUUAUUAAAAGGAUGUAAAAUGGCA
Molecule: messenger RNA, 3439 nt
Organism: Oncorhynchus kisutch (coho salmon)
Lineage: Eukaryota; Metazoa; Chordata; Actinopteri; Salmoniformes; Salmonidae
Product: beta-chimaerin
Biological process (GO): signal transduction; positive regulation of GTPase activity
Molecular function (GO): GTPase activator activity
Source: RefSeq, a predicted model, not a curated record